CGUCCCACAGGAACAGCUUCCCUCCCGUGUUUGCCCUUGCAGCCCCCCGCAGGUGGUCGGGAUGUUGCCGAGGGGCGCCUGCGGUGCGAUGCUGAUGCGGGAGAGGGGCGAUGUUCUGCUAGGGACCACUUGAGCUGCAUCCCCCUGCGCCAAAUCGGGAGGGGACUGGGACCCUGCAGGGAUGGAGCUGCAUCUCACCCACCCCAUCCACCGUAGCCUUUCUCCUUUCUCUUUUUUCUGCCUCUCCCGGGAUUCUCCUCCACCUCCUUCCCUCCCUCCUGCCCCAGCCCCUUUCCCCUUCCCUGGCGGCGCUGCCAGGAGCCAAAAGGACUUUGAACCCCAAAGGUUCGCUCUCCGCUCCUUCCCGCGAGCCUUGGAGCCGCCGGAGGGAGAGCGGAAUACUCGGCUCUUAUCUGCGAGGGGAGGCAGGCUCGGUGGGCAGGGUUUGCGCGAAAGCUGCCGGUUUAUAAGCAGCCGGCGGCGGAGGCAAAGCUGUCUCGGAAGGCACCGAACGGGGCCCCUCGGUGCGGCGCUCCCGCCGCGAUGCCCGCGGCGCUGGGGCUGCUGCUCGGGCUGAGCCUCGCAGGUGCCCUCGGCUCCGGCAUCGAGCCCCCCGAGUACGAAGCCACCGAGAAAGGGGCCGCCCUCUUCGCCAGCGACUACAACACCACGGCCGAGAGCGUCCUCUUCGACAGCGUCUCGGCCAGCUGGAACUACAACACCAACCUGACGGCCGAAAAUGCUGCUCUGCAGGUCACAGCAUCACUGAGGGAGCAGAACUUCACAGAGCUGUGGGGGAAGAAAGCCAAGGAACUCUAUGGCGACAAGUGGAACAACUUCAGUGACCCCCAGCUGAGGAAAAUCAUUGGAUCAAUCCAGACCUUGGGACCCUCCAACCUGCCCCUGGAGGAGAGAGAGCGGGUAGGUGAGGUGGGGGGGAGCCCUGGGCAAGGCUGGGGUGCUCUGGAAUGCCUUAGAGGGAUUUCUCACAAGCAUCAACUUGUGGCCUGUUGGACUCCACUGCUGGCCUGCUGCAUUUUGGAGGGUGUCACAGGCCUCUACACAGCGAUUGAGAGGAGAUGGGUGCUGUCUCCAGGGGAUGUGGGGUGCCUUCUGGCCCUAUUAGCCAGCCCUAACCUUAUCUUGGAGAUGUCCCAGCAGGAAUUGGAGAUUUCCUGCUUACACAGAGCAGUCUUGGGCAUCACCUGGAGACCAGCCAGGCUGUGCCCAUGGCUGGAGCCAACCCUCCCAACCCCUCUGGGCUCAUCAGGUAUGCAGCCCACUGAAAAGAAGGCCUCGAAGUCGUGGCAGGAAAUCCUCCUGACUCUCACUGGCACGGGUCAGAUGGAUGCUGAACCCCUUCUGGAGUAUUUCAGCCCUGUCACCAAGUGGCUUCAGGAGCAGAACAACAAGACCAAUGAGGUGCUGGGCUGGCCUGAGUUUGACUGGCGUCCCCCUGUCCCUGAAGGCUACCCUGAAGGCAUUGACCAAAUUGCAGAUGAGGCACAAGCUAAAGAGUUCUUGUCCGAGUACAACAGCACAGCUGAGGAAGUGUGGAAUGCCUACACCGAGGCAUCCUGGGUCUACAACACCAACAUCACUGACCACAACAAGGAGAUCAUGCUGGAGAAGAACUUGGCCAUGUCCAAGCACACCCUGGAGUACGGCAUGAAGGCCAGGCAGUUUGACACCUCCGACUUCCAGGACGAAAGCGUCACCCGCAUCCUCAAGAAGCUGAGCGUCAUUGAGAGGGCAGCCUUACCUGAGAAUGAGCUGAAGGAGUAUAACACCCUGCUCUCAGAUAUGGAGACCACGUACAGUGUGGCCAAGGUCUGCAGAGAGAACAAAACCUGUCACCCACUGGAUCCUGACCUCACAGACAUCAUGGCCACCUCUCGGGACUAUGACAAGCUCCUCUUUGCCUGGAAGGGCUGGCGGGAUGCUUCUGGGAAGAAGAUGAGGAACAACUACAAGCGAUAUGUGGAGCUGAGCAACAAGGCAGCCAUGCUCAAUGGCUACAAGGACAAUGGGGCCUACUGGAGAUCCCUGUAUGAGACAUCCACCUUCGAGGAAGAUCUGGAGAGGCUGUACCUGCAGCUGCGGCCCCUGUACCUCAACCUACACGCUUAUGUACGCCGAGCCCUCUACAAAAAGUAUGGUGCAGAGCACAUAAACCUGAAGGGUCCCAUCCCUGCCCAUCUGCUAGGCAACAUGUGGGCUCAGUCAUGGUCCAACAUUUUCGACCUGGUGAUACCUUUCCCAGAUGCCACCAAGGUGGAUGCCACUCCAGCCAUGAAAACACAGGGCUGGACACCCAAGAGGAUGUUUGAAGAGUCAGACCGUUUCUUCACCUCUCUGGGCCUCAUCCCCAUGCCACAGGAGUUCUGGGACAAGUCCAUGAUCGAGAAGCCAUCGGAUGGGCGGGAGGUGGUGUGCCACGCCUCAGCCUGGGAUUUCUACAACCGCAAGGACUUCAGGAUCAAGCAGUGCACCGUGGUGAACAUGGACGACCUCAUCACAGUGCAUCACGAGAUGGGCCACGUCCAGUACUUCCUGCAGUACAAGGACCAGCCCAUCUCCUUCCGUGACGGGGCCAACCCUGGCUUCCAUGAGGCUGUUGGGGAUGUCAUGGCCUUGUCUGUCUCCACCCCCAAACACCUCCAUAGCAUCAAUCUGCUGGACCAAGUCAUGGAAAACGAAGAAAGUGAUAUCAACUACCUGAUGAGCAUCGCCCUGGACAAAAUUGCCUUCCUGCCCUUCGGGUACCUCAUGGACCAGUGGCGCUGGAAGGUGUUUGAUGGGCGGAUCAAGGAGGAUGAGUACAACAAGGAGUGGUGGAACCUCAGGAUGAAGUACCAGGGCUUGUGCCCCCCAGCACUGAGGUCUGAAGAUGACUUUGACCCCGGGGCAAAGUUUCACAUUCCUGCCAACGUCCCUUACAUUAGGUACUUCGUCAGCUUUGUGAUCCAGUUCCAAUUCCACCAGGCACUCUGUGAUGCAGCCGGGCACAAGGGUCCCCUGCACACCUGUGACAUCUACCAGUCCAAGGAGGCUGGGAAGAUCUUGGGGGAUGCCCUGAAGCUGGGUUUCAGCAAGCCAUGGCCCGAAGCCAUGCAGCUCAUCACAGGACAGCCCAACAUGUCAGCAGAGGCCCUGAUGAGCUACUUCGAGCCACUCAUGACGUGGCUGGAGAAAGAGAACCAGAAGAACAGGGAGGUCCUGGGCUGGCCUGAAUAUAGCUGGACCCCUUACACAGCCCAAGAUGACUCCAGCAAAACUGAUUUCCUGGGAAUGUCCCUGACCAAAAGUCAAGCCACAGCUGGGGGCUGGGUCCUGCUCGCCCUGGCACUCAUCUUCCUGAUCACCACCAUCUUCUUCGGUGUCAAGUUCUUCUUAAUCAAGAGAAAGACCUUCCUAUCCAUCUCAGAAAUGGAACUGAAAUAAGGCAGCCACCAGCAGGGCAACACAGACAGGGUGCAAGCAUGGGCACUUGGCCAGGCUGGCAGCCAUGCCAUGGGCACACUUGCCAAGGAAGCCAUGGGUUUCCACAACCCAGGAUUACUCUCUCCUAUCAGGUCAGACAUUCCUUUCCACUAUGCAAGAGCCAGAGCAGAGAAGAGCUAUUUAUUUGUCAAUGUCUGAAUCAGGGGAAAGAGGAGUUCGGGCUCCGGCAGGCACGGAGCCAUCACAAGCCACCCCUGUGCCCAGGGCUGGAGCUGGUCCAGCCCAGUCACCCACCAGCCAAUUCUGACCUGUGGGCAAAGCCACAGAGACUUGAGUGACAGAGGGCAGUUUGGGGAGGGAUGGAGCACAUCCUGGUUUGCCUGCUACCAGGCUGUUCGCUUGCAUGGAUGAAAAAUAAACCUAUGUCUUGUCCCCCUUCGA
Messenger RNA from Motacilla alba alba, 3885 nucleotides. RefSeq names its product angiotensin I converting enzyme (gene ACE). The record is from RefSeq and is a predicted model, not a curated record. Bases 544 to 3444 code for a protein of 966 amino acids. The transcript is spliced from 16 exons. Gene Ontology annotation, molecular function: metallopeptidase activity; peptidyl-dipeptidase activity. Gene Ontology annotation, cellular component: plasma membrane. Gene Ontology annotation, biological process: proteolysis. Lineage: Eukaryota; Metazoa; Chordata; Aves; Passeriformes; Motacillidae.